AUGAGAGAAUAUGAACGGAAAUACCGAGAAAAUAAUAGAGAAAAGAAACGAGAAGCUGAUCGAAAGUAUCGAGAAAAAAUGAAAAAUAGAAAAGAAAACUUACAAGAUCCAAGAAAUGUUGAUUCUGAUAAUAACGAAAGAGGAACUUCUAAUCCACAAAAUGAUGAUGCUAGAAAUAAAGGCAAAAUGCCAAACGUUUACGAAGAUAGCAUUCAAUCUGAAGAAAGAAAUCUUAUUAAUCAGGAGGAGGAGGAAACAGAAACUUUUUUGGAUGAGCAAAAUCAACAAGAGGUAGAAGAACCAAAAAUUCCGGAGAAUUGUAUGACUCAGAUAGAUUUGAAUGAGAAAUAUUAUCCUUUUGAUUUGAACGAGAAACCUGAGGACAAUGAUGAGGAUGUCUGUUAGAAAAAGAUUAGAAGAAAGAAAAUUUAAAAAAAAAGUUUUCAGAGCAAAUAAAAUUUUUUAUUUACUUUAGAAUUGAAAAAAUAUUUCAGCUGUGUCGGUUUUAGUUAGAUACUGUAUUUGUAAUUGUUAAAUAGUGGGCCCAAAACCCGAGUUUCCUUCCAGUUGGAAUAACAUUUUCUGUCAGAACAACGCUGAAUUCACCUAAAUUCCGGUCAUUAGGAGUGCAUUUUUUGUUUCAUUGUCGGGGCACGAAAGUGCGAAAAGGUACGAAAUUUCGAUCACCCAUGGUUAAGACCUUUCACAAUGCACUUUC
Molecule: messenger RNA, 718 nt
Organism: Meloidogyne enterolobii
Lineage: Eukaryota; Metazoa; Nematoda; Chromadorea; Rhabditida; Meloidogynidae
Source: the annotation of a GenBank genome assembly